AUGUCCUGCGGAAAGCGUCCUCUCGUAAAACUUUGGGAUAAACCAAAAAAAUUAAGGGUUAUCACGCCGUCUCGAUACGAGCAAAACGAAGCUUCUGUUAAAAGACAUUGGAAAAAUGUUAUCAAAUCUUUAGAAGAUUCUUAUAAAGAUGAUCAGUUCUGGGAGACGCAAGUUGAUACUGUACGGGACUUGGUGGGACCGGUGUUAUUUCGUCGUAUUGCGAAAAUAUUUGAUCUUCCCCUCGAAGCUACUAAAUACGUGCCGCAACCAGAGUUAAGUUCCAUAAUACCCUCAGAAGAAUUUUAUGAAAAUAGGGAAAGUGGGGACGAAAUGCGGCCAGGUUAUUCAUUAAGCGACUAUCAACCAACAUAUGAAGAAGUAGCUGAAGAAGAGUCAGAUGUUUGGAGCAAUUCUUCUGUCGCUUCUGUUACAUCCAGCGUUGAUAAAAAGAAAACUUCAAAAAUGAAAGCAACUGAGUCUUCGAAAUCGAUAAAUGUAUCCAAAUCCCUUUCACUAUUAUUGUCCAAAUCUUUCUCGAAGUGCAUCUCGAAGACCCUAUCAAAAACCGUGUGUGACAAACUCAAGAGUGAGAAGUCUUCUGUUUUAUCUACCCCGGAGUCACCAGUUGGGUCUGCAGACGAUUUGGAAGUGCAUUUUACUGUGAUCCCCAAAUAUACUUAUGUGAAACCAAAAGAAAACCCACAUUUUGACAUGUUAUACUGCACUGAAUCAGAAACUGAUAUGAUCAAAUGGGACUCCCAUUACAAAAAGAAGACAUUUGAAGUAUCUGCUUCUGAUGAGUUUAGCAAAAGAGCGGAACUUCUGACAAAAAAGAUAGCUAAAGAAUUCUACGAUUGGUGGAGCGGUUUGGGUAAUGUGGAAUUUAAGAGUGAAAUCAAAAGACCUGAAGAUAUUGAAGCUCUAUUUCAGGUUUGGUUUGACGAGCACGCCUCCCGUGGCCUUGUGCUCCAUCCAAAAAUCCUUCCUUGUGUGCUCAAGCAAAUUGCUGAUUUCACAAUGACGAAAAAGGCUUCAUGUCCGAAUGCUCUUAAGCGGCAAUUGGCUUUUGACAUUCAUGCUGAGACGAGCCCUGCACAUACAAUGGCAUUUGGUACUAGCUUGCCACAGAGGAAGAAACACGUCCCUCCUAGGAAUAAUACUAAGCAAUUGUGGGAUUGUGUGCAAAUACCAGAGGACUUGAGUAGUAUGUCGUGUGUAUGGCACGAAAUAGAACAUCUCACAUCAACCAAAGCCUUUCAUGAUUGGCUGGAGAAACGUCCGCAACUGCCAAUGCCUCCUUAUUUAAAGAGUUUACGUGCCACGAGUGCUAAAAAGUCGCAGUUUAUAAUACCUUCAGACAUCUUAAUUGGAGACAAAACAUCAGUUCAAGAAUUGGCGCUGCCAGUCUCACAGUUCACUCUUGAACUUAAACAAGUGUUGAGCAAACUUAUGAACGAGUAA
This is a messenger RNA of Arctia plantaginis, 1461 nucleotides long. NCBI's taxonomy places the organism in Eukaryota, Metazoa, Arthropoda, Insecta, Lepidoptera, Erebidae. The record is from the annotation of a GenBank genome assembly.